Striga asiatica is the source of this 468-nucleotide messenger RNA. The record is from the annotation of a GenBank genome assembly. NCBI's taxonomy places the organism in Eukaryota, Viridiplantae, Streptophyta, Magnoliopsida, Lamiales, Orobanchaceae.
AUGUCGAAUAUUUUUACGUUGAAGAAGGCGCUUCAGUUCUCGUCGUCCCUGAAGCUGAACAGAGAUCUCGAUCUGGAGAUCCCCAUCUUUCGUCCCCUCAUCUCUGUCGAAAUCGCUACCGUUCUUUCAUACCUCCACGCAGUUGUCCGUCGUAGGAGUAUCACUGGUGGCGGGUGGCAAAUCCCGUCCCUCAUCUUCCUCCAUCGACGAGACAGCAGCAGUCGACCGUGUAGCAGGUUCCGUCCGCCAUCGCACCUGAGGUCACGUCACCCUCCGUCGGGGAAUUAUCAAUCCACGCCGGGAGUCGAGAAGGAGCCGUGGCGAGCAGCGAGUUCCGUCGAUCCUCCUCAGCCGCUCAACUUUUUCCAGCGAGUAGCAAUCCUGUCCGAUCCGACCUUCGCCGUCGCGCCUGUUCCGGUCACCGGCCACCAGCGACAAGAAGCAGCAAAUAGCAGCUCGGGCCAAUGA